Messenger RNA from Canis lupus familiaris (dog), 744 nucleotides. It is a transcript of the gene SELENOW, whose product is annotated as selenoprotein W. The record is from RefSeq and is marked validated. Gene Ontology annotation, biological process: response to selenium ion. Gene Ontology annotation, cellular component: cytosol. The transcript is spliced from 6 exons. Lineage: Eukaryota; Metazoa; Chordata; Mammalia; Carnivora; Canidae.
CGUCCGCUCCCGCCCGCGCUGCGGCCCCAGCCAUGGCCCUCGCCGUCCGAGUCGUCUACUGUGGCGCUUGAGGCUACAAGUCCAAGUACCUUCAGCUCAAGAAGAAGUUAGAGGAUGAGUUCCCCGGAUGCCUGGACAUCUGUGGCGAGGGGACUCCCCAGGCCACCGGCUUCUUUGAAGUGACGGUAGCGGGGAAGUUGGUUCACUCCAAGAAGAGAGGUGAUGGCUACGUGGACACGGAGAGCAAGUUUCUGAGGCUGGUGGCCGCCAUCAAAACCGCUUUGGCUCAGGGCUAAUGUGCCCUGAAGGCAGAGCCCAGUGACCUUGGCCCAGCCCCUCGUGGCAGACGCUUCAUGAUGGGAAGAACUGAAAUGUCUCGUGGACGCCUGGUCUUUCCCUGAUGUCCCUGCGACUGCCACGUAGGGGCAGAGACUGAUGCCCCUGGUCUUUGCCUCUGUGUGUGUGUGUGUUUGUGUGUGUGCGCGCAUGCACGCCUCCGGGAGUGUAGCUCUGCACCCCACCUGCCUUGCUCCUUCCCCUCCCCGCCUUUCCCCACCUCCCCGCAUCCCCCAGCCCCCUGGUACUCCCUGGCAUUAGGCUUUCGGGGUGGUCCUGCUCCUGGCUUCCUUCUCGGGUGGCCAGGAGAGGGAUCUGAGUGAGUGAGUCGUGAGUGAGUUGUAGGAUCCAGCAGUAUUGGCAACGGUUCACAGUUCAAUAAACAUUGGAUGAGUUUAACAGAACGUG